UUAGGUAGUGAUUAUAUUGAUGAUAAAUGAAAUUGAAAGCAACUGUUAAGUUUUUACAAACACCAAACGUUUAUAAUGAAUUUACUACCGAAAAGUCACAAAGAAUUCAGCGAAAAAGAUUACUGGAACAAAUUCUUCAGAAAACGGGGAAAUAAAGCAUUCGAAUGGUACGGCGAAUAUUUAGAACUAUGCGGUCAGUUAAACAAAUAUAUAAAAACUAAAGAUUCAAUACUGAUCACUGGUUGUGGUAAUUCAAGUUUGAGCGCGGACCUAUACGAUGUUGGAUAUGUAAAUAUAACAAAUGUGGAUGUUUCGGAAGUUGUUAUUAAGCAAAUGAAAAACGUAAACAAAGCCAGAACCAAUAUGAAGUUUAUGUGCAUGGAUGUUACGAGAAUGUCUUUUGAAGAUGAAGCGUUUAAUGUUGUGUUAGAUAAAGGUACUCUUGACGCCCUAAUGCCGGAUGCUACAGAAGAAACAAAUGCCAUUAUAGAUAAAUAUUUUUCUGAAAUCAAAAGGGUUUUAAAACUCGGAGGACGCUUUGUAUGCAUAUCACUCUUACAGAGUCACAUACUUGCCAAGUUAAUGGAAGGGUUUUGUCAGAAGUCAUGGAUGUUCCGUGUUGUAAGAUGUCACGAGGCCGAAGAGAAGAAUGCGGAGAAUUCUGAUGGCCCAACUUUACCGGUAUUCGUGGUGAUUGCAACUAAGUUCAAAGAAAUGCCUCAAUUACUAAUAGAAGUAUGUAUGGCUGGUGAAAAAAUGGUGCGUGUUCAGACUCCAAAACAUCUGCAGGAGCACAUAAAGUCAGCUCAGGACACAGCAUUCAUCACCAAUGGACUUGGCAAAACGAAACUAGAUGAUGAUGAUGAGGUCAGCUUGGAUCUAUACCAGCCUGAUGAAAAUACACCACGCUACACAUUGUAUGUGGUGGAUCAGAGAACUUCUCAAACAUUAAAUAAAUAUGCAGUCUUCAUAGUACCGCAGGGCAGAGAGUCCGAGUGGCUGUUCGGCACGGCAGCAGGGCGCCGCCAGCUCCAGGACUCGGCCCGGUUCGGUCGGCUCGUGGUGGCCGUGCUCAGACGAGGCCACCACUACUCCAGUCUCGACGCCGUUAAAGAGGAACUAGCGCAUUCAGCCAAGAUGCUCAUACCGAAUGGAUUCAGCGGACAGAUACCAUUCUUGUCGAUAGGCAGCGACGUGGGGCGUCGGGUGAAGGUUCACGAGGGCUCAUCGAAGCUGUCCGGGGACUACGUCGUGGAGGACGUCGACGUGGAAGGACACACCCACAGGCGACUAGUGUUCCUCGACAAUCAGUUUCUGGUUCAGUCGGAGGCUAGACUCAGACCUGUUAAAAGAAAAAAUAAAACGAAAUUCGUCAUAGACUACGGGCACAUAUCUCUGUACCAUUCCUUCAUGUGCGUGGGAGUGCAGCUGUGCAAGUCCAGCCACGUCGCGGUCCUUGGGCUCGGCGGGGGCAGUCUCUGUAUGUUCCUGAGGAGAUGCAGGGACGACCUCAACGUGACCGCCGUGGAGCUGGACCCCGCGAUGCUUGAGGUCGCCACACAACACUUCGACUUGAAACUGGAUGAUAAACUGCGGGUUUUAGUCAAGGACGGAUUGGAUUUCUUGGCGGAGGAAGCUGUUUCUGGACACAAAUAUGGUGCAGUACUGUUCGACAUGGACAGCAAGGAUCGCACGCUCGGCCUCUCGUGUCCUCCCAAACAGUUCCUAGAGGAUAAAGUACUCGAAGAAGUUCACAGUAUUCUUGAUGACGAUGGACAUUUCAUCCUAAAUCUGGUGUGCCGCGAUGUUGAACUCCAAGCCUCCAUGCUCCUAACCCUCAAGAGACACUUCAAGCAUCUAGUGUCGGUGAAACUGUACGAGGAAGUGAACGAAAUAAUUUUCGCUACAAACAGCAGGAAGCCGUACGACAAUGACACUUUGGAAACAGCUGUGAGGUCGUUGAACUCGGCGGCGAGAAGUCAAAAUUUAGUGAACGUCAAAUGUGUUGAUAUAAAAGAUUUUUUGCAAUCCAUUAAUAUUAUUUCGUAGUGUAUAAUUAUGUUUGAAUGUAUAUCGAAUUAUUUAUAAGAAUACAAGUAUGAAACCAAUAAAA
Molecule: messenger RNA, 2113 nt
Organism: Bombyx mandarina (wild silkworm)
Lineage: Eukaryota; Metazoa; Arthropoda; Insecta; Lepidoptera; Bombycidae
Product: eEF1A lysine and N-terminal methyltransferase homolog
Source: RefSeq, a predicted model, not a curated record